Drepanopeziza brunnea f. sp. 'multigermtubi' MB_m1 is the source of this 624-nucleotide messenger RNA. The record is from RefSeq and is a predicted model, not a curated record. Lineage: Eukaryota; Fungi; Ascomycota; Leotiomycetes; Helotiales; Drepanopezizaceae.
AUGCUUCGAUUGAUAUCUAUCUUCGCGAUCUUCUUAGCUUUCAGCUCUCUUUUUAACAAAGUUCAAGGAGUAAAGAGAAAGUCGAUGGAGCCGCUAGAUCACUCAAGAUGGAAUCAACAAAUAGUUAUCGGCUAUGCAAAAGUUCCCGAAGACCAAGCCGAGCGCAUUAAUGAAGACAAUAGGCUAUUUGUAGACGAAACCGCAAGCAGGCGACUAGGAACUGGCUUUGAUAUAGUAGAGUACCCUGGUUUCGGGGUUAAAGAAGGGAAUUGGUAUUGUGCUAUCGAAGCGAAUUCGAUGCAUUUAGAACGUAUCGGCAAAGUCUAUAUCCCUUUUUAUCAUAGCACAUAUCCCGAGCCUCCGCAAUAUUUAUGGAACCAAGGCGACGAAGUCAUCCUGGACUAUAUCCAGCAAAAAGGACUUGCGGAAGACCCUUUCACAGCGCUACGCAUCUCAUAUAUAGAGGCGGAGGUCUUGCAAAUGCAAAUGCUUAUCCCAGCGAUAGUGAUAGAGCAAGAUUAUCUGAAUUUAAGGGCCAAAUGCUUUGAUUCAGUAGACGAUCUAAAAACGUACUCGAGUGCUACUAUGAAUUGGCUCGAUGAAUUGGACAUUAAAGGAAGGUGA